AGAGUUAGGGAUCCUAUAAAUUCUAGGCACUGCUCAGCUUCUAGGGUUUCGAACGCCGACGAUCCUGAAAAACCCCUUCUCCUCGCUUCGAUCAGGCGUAGCCAUGGUGAACGUACCAAAGACGAAGAAAACAUACUGCAAGAAUAAGGAGUGCAAGAAGCACACCUUGCACAAAGUCACCCAAUACAAGAAGGGAAAGGAUAGUAUUUCUGCUCAAGGGAAACGGCGCUAUGACAGGAAGCAGUCCGGUUAUGGUGGACAAACAAAGCCUGUUUUCCACAAGAAGGCUAAAACUACAAAGAAGAUUGUGCUGAAACUGCAGUGCCAGAGCUGCAAGCAUUUCUCACAGCACGCAAUUAAGAGAUGCAAGCACUUUGAGAUUGGCGGAGACAAGAAGGGCAAGGGGACUUCUCUGUUCUAAGUUAUUUGGCUUUCUUUUGCAUUUCACCAUCUUAUCUUUACUUUGUUGUAGGUGGAAAUUCUCUCUUUUCUCGUACUAGGGUUUGUCAAAUUUUGUUGGAUAUUUUUGUUGUUCUGAAUUAUUUCCCCUCUAUGCCAAAUGCUAGUUUACUUUUCUAAGUUGUAUUUUGGCCGACAUUGCCUUUUUAUCAGUCUGCGUGACUCUUUCCUAUGGUAGCUUUGUGUAGCUAUGAUAGUCAUUAA
Messenger RNA from Asparagus officinalis (garden asparagus), 663 nucleotides. RefSeq names its product 60S ribosomal protein L36a. The record is from RefSeq and is a predicted model, not a curated record. Gene Ontology annotation, molecular function: structural constituent of ribosome. NCBI's taxonomy places the organism in Eukaryota, Viridiplantae, Streptophyta, Magnoliopsida, Asparagales, Asparagaceae. Bases 104 to 421 code for a protein of 105 amino acids. The transcript is spliced from 4 exons. Gene Ontology annotation, cellular component: cytosolic large ribosomal subunit; ribosome. Gene Ontology annotation, biological process: translation.